This is a messenger RNA of Echinostoma caproni, 312 nucleotides long. The record is from the annotation of a GenBank genome assembly. NCBI's taxonomy places the organism in Eukaryota, Metazoa, Platyhelminthes, Trematoda, Plagiorchiida, Echinostomatidae.
AUGUCAAAAAUUAAGGAUGUUGUUAUGAAAAACCAUACUGCCAUGUUUGAAGUGCCAGUUGCCAGUCAAAUGCACAAAUACUGCAAACGCGGAAAACGCAUUCGUGCCGGUUGGCAGACCGCUCUUGGUCGUACUACUCCCGGCAACAUGACUGUACCUACCAUUGUGAAAAACCCUCCAUCCACUCCGACCAUUGGCCGUUUGCCUCACAUUAACGACUGCUACAAAGAUUUAUUCUUCAAAGCGCAAGAUGAUCCAUCAAAAUAUUACGAUCAACACCGCAGUCUUCACCCGGGAUUGAAUUUCACAUGA